This is a messenger RNA of Megalops cyprinoides (Indo-Pacific tarpon), 4568 nucleotides long. RefSeq names its product apoptotic peptidase activating factor 1 (gene apaf1). NCBI's taxonomy places the organism in Eukaryota, Metazoa, Chordata, Actinopteri, Elopiformes, Megalopidae. Gene Ontology annotation, biological process: apoptotic signaling pathway; regulation of apoptotic process. The transcript is spliced from 28 exons. The record is from RefSeq and is a predicted model, not a curated record. Gene Ontology annotation, molecular function: protein binding; ADP binding. The coding region runs from base 194 to 4084 and encodes 1296 amino acids. Gene Ontology annotation, cellular component: apoptosome.
GCACGUUUAAAAAAUAGGUGGCUACCAGUUUCACCAAACCCAGCCCAUAAACGGGGAAACCAGCUGCCCAGGGGUUGCAACAGAAAUUGUGAAAACACAACUGGUUCCCGUGUCGAAAAAGUCGAACUCCUAGCCUGACCCGGCGUUACCUGUGGACAGAGCUGCAUGUGUCGCUCCGCCCCUGCAGCCCGCGAUGGAGGAACAGGCGCGGAGCUGUCUGCUGCGCUUACGGCCCACCCUGGAGCAGGACAUCAAGGCCGCCUACCUGAUGGAUCACAUGGUCAGCGACGGCGUGCUGGCCGCUGAGGAAGAGGAGAAAGUCAGGAGCAAGUCCACCAGGAGAGAGCAGGCAGCCGCCCUGCUGGAGCUGAUCCUGAGGAAGGACAACCGGGCCUACAUUUCCUUCUACAACGCCCUGAUCCGGGAGAGCUACGGGGACCUGGCGUCCCUGCUGCAGAGGGACCUGCCUCUCACGUCCCCCGAGGGGGAAAAGAGCUUCUCAGAUGGAGGGACUCCCUUUGUCAAUGCCGUGCUCAGUGAAGGCGGGGUCCCCCAGAGGCCUGUGGUGUUUGUCAGCCGGCCCGCCCAGGUGAACCGGAUCCGGGAGAAGCUGUACAAGCUGCAGAAGGCUGCGGGCUGGGUCACGGUGUACGGCAUGGCGGGGUCGGGGAAGUCCGUGCUGGCGGCUGAGGCAGUGAGGGACGACCACCUGCUCAAAGAGUGCUUCCUAGGAGGGGUGCACUGGCUGUCCGUGGGGCAGGUGGACAAGCCGGGCCUGCUGGUGAAAAUGCAGUCCCUGUGCUUCCGCCUGGAGCAGAGCGAGGACGCCGAGUCGGGCAGGAGGCCUCCCGGCUCCGUCGAGGAGGCCAAGGAGCGGCUGCGCUUUCUCAUGCUGCGCAGGUACCCCAGGUCCCUCCUGAUUCUGGAUGAUAUCUGGGACAGCACGGUGCUGAGGGCCUUUGACAUCCAGUGCCGGAUACUCCUCACCACGCGAGACAGGAGCCUGGCGGACUCUGUCAGCGGUCAGAAGUUCGAGGCGCACGUGGAGAGCGGAUUAGAGGAGGACAAGGCGCUGGAGGUCCUCGCUCUCUUCGCGAGCAAGAAGACGCAGAAGCUUCCGGAGCAGGCGCGCAGCAUCGUCAAGGAGUGCAAGGGCUCCCCCCUGGUGGUGUCUCUGAUCGGGGCGCUGCUGAGGGACUUCCCGGACCGCUGGGACUACUACCUGCGGCAGCUGCGCAACAAGCAGUUCAAGCGUAUCCGCAAGUCGUCGUCCUACGACUACGAGGCCCUGGACCAAGCCAUGGACGCCAGCAUCCAGGACCUGCAGGACCAGCAGAGGGAGCUCUACAAGGACCUGACCGUGCUGGAGAAGGACGUCAAAGUGCCCCCUCAGGUCCUCUCUGUCCUCUGGGACCUGGAGCUCGAGGAGGUGGAGGACGUCCUGCAGGAGUUUGUGAACAAGUCCCUCCUGUUCCGCGACUGCAACCGCCGGCCCUACCUGUACUACCUGCACGACCUGCAGCUGGACUUCCUGGCCGAGCAGAACCGCUCCCGGCUAGAGGAGCUGCACACCAAGGUGGUGCGUCAGUACCAGAAACACUACCCAAAGGAACCACCCACCUUGAGGGAAGAGAGCCUCUACUGGAUGAGAUACCUACCCUACCACAUGAGCAAGGCCAACCUCACACAGGAGCUGUGUGCCCUCAUGUUCUCGCUGGAUUGGGUCAGAACCAAAGCUGAAAUCAUGGGACCCGCCCACCUCAUCAAUGACUACGUGGAGUACGGCCCCAUACUAGAUAAAGAGAACAGCACCGUUCGGGGCCAGUUCCAGGAGUUCCUGUCUCUGAACGGACACCAGCUGGAGCAGAGGCCGCUCCCGGACCUGGUGCAGCUCGGCCUGUCCCAGCCCAGCUCCUCGGAGGUGUACCGCCAGGCUCUGCAGCAGGCACAGGAGCGGGCCCGCAGGGGGGAGCUCUACCUCGACUGGGUGAAUAAGAGCAGCCUGGAGAGCUUGUCUCGUCUGGUGGUGCAGCCUCAUCAGGGGUCCAUCUACUACGCCUGCUUCUCCCGGGACGGGAACAAGAUCGCCUCCUGUGGGGCGAGCAGCUCACUGCAGGUGUUCAAAACCACUUCAGGGGAGAAGAUUCUUGAGGUCCAGGCCCACGAUGAUGAGGUGCUUUGCUGCGCCUUCUCUCCUGACGACAAGCUCCUGGCCACCUGCUCCAGCGACAGGAAGGUCAAGAUCUGGAACGCGGAGCGAGGCACGCUGAUCCGGGUGUUCGAGGAGGAGCACGAGGAGCAGGUCAACCACUGCCAGUUCACCAACACCCGGCGCCGCAUCCUCCUGGCAACCUGCUCCAACGACGCCUUCACCAACACCAAGCUGUGGAACCUGAACAAGCCCUCUUCUCAGAACACCAUGUUUGGACACACCGAGCGCGUCAAUCACUGCUGCUUCUCACCUGAUGACACCUACCUGUCCACCUCCUCCAGUGACGGGACACUAAGGCUGUGGGAAGUCUCUUCUGCGAAUGAGUGGAAGUCCAUCGACGUCAAGAGUUUCUUCCCCGACCAGAACGAAGAAACAGAUGUGAUGGUGAAGUGCAGCACCUGGUCUGCGGAUGGGACAUGCAUCAUCUGUGCAGCGAAGAACGUAGUCUUUGUGUUCGACGUGGCCACAGCGGACGUGCUGUCGGAGAUUCGGACGGGCCACCUCAGCACGGUGCAGUUCUGCGACUCGUGUCCCAACAGCCAGCUGGUGGCUCUCGGACUCUCGCACUACGCGGUGGAGCUGUGGGACUUUGGCUCAAACAAGAAGGUGGCGGAUUGCAGGGGCCACCUGAGCUGGGUCCACUGCGUGCGGUUCUCUCCUGACGGGUCGCUCCUCCUCUCCUCCUCCGAUGACCAGACCUUCAGGCUAUGGGAGACCAAGGAAGUCCACACCUCCUCUGCGGUCUCGCUGAAGAGGGACUAUGACGUGCUGUUUGGGCAUGAUGACAUCACAGUGGUUGCCGCAGACAGCAGAAACCGUGUACAGGUGCAGAGUGGGAAGACGGGGGCAGUGCUGUUCCAGUCAGAGGAGCAGGAGUCCCGGAUCCGCUGCACCUGUUUCUGCCGGGACCCCCUGGCCGUGGUUCUGGGGCGCGAGGACGGGGCCGUGCUGACAGGAAGGAUGAGCGCUAGGCAGGUCCUGAGGAGCAUCGGCUACUGGACCCUGGAGUUUCUGAGCCCGCAGAGAGUCUUCAUCCUGGCACUAGGAUUAGAGAGGGGCAGGGUACAGGUGGUAGAGGUGCCCUCAGGGAAGACCCUCUGUUCCCUGUCUGGUCACACCAGGACAGUGCUCUACUGUCAGUUCAGUGCUGACGGACACACGCUCGUCACGUCCUCUGAGGACACCACAAUCAGGGUGUGGAGGUGGAGGACCGGGGAGUGCCAGGUGCUGCGAGGUCACACGGAGCAAGUGAGGAAGUUCUGUCUCCUGGACGAAACUUCCUCCUCCCCUCGGCUCCUGUCCUGGUCCUUCGAUGGCACUGCCAAGGUGUGGGACAUGGCCAGCGGCGAGAUGAUCCGAGACAUGGCCUGCCACCGAGGAGCGGUCCUGUCCUGUGACGUGUCCCCUGGCAGGAACAUGUUCGCCACCGUGUCAGCGGACACGACCGCCAAGAUCUGGAGCUGUGAAUCGUGGGAUACCGCCCACGUGCUGAACGGACACCAGGACUGUGUCCGGAGCUGCCGCUUCUCCUGGGAUGGCGAGGUCCUGGCGACCGGCGACGACAACGGCGAGAUCCGCCUCUGGAACGUACGAGACGGCUCGCUGCUGCGGAUCUGUUCCCGUGGCAACAAGGACUCCAUGGAGUCUCUGCACGGCGGAUGGGUGACCGACCUGCACUUUUCCCCAGACAGCAGAGUCCUCGUCUCCACCGGCGGGUACAUUAAGUGGUGGGAUGUGGAGAAGGGGGAGGCCAUGCAGACCUUCUACACCACCGGCACCAACCUGAAGGGGGUCCACGUGUCGCCCGACUUCAGGACCUUCGUCACCAUCGACAACAUCGGAAUCCUCUACAUCCUGCGGACGGUGGAAUGAUGGGGGAGGGGUAUGUCUCUCACACAAGGGGGGCGUGGCUGAAAUCCAAGUACUUAAUUAACUGUGAAGAUGAUUCCUGAUAAGGUGUUUUAUGCACACUAUUACACUGCUAAAUAUAUUACGAUAGGAAUGAUAAUGGAGGAACAUCAAAAGCCAAUGUGAUUUUUUUACUGCAUUAGAUUCAGUGUUGAUGUAAGCAUGCAUUAGGGGGAUUUAUUUGUACUUUAUAAAUUUCUGCUGGGAUUUUUAUUUUGAUGAUUUACUUGAACUAUUCAUGAUAAACCUGUGGAGUGGCCUUAUUCAUUAAGUUAUUUGCAGAUUUGAGAAAGUUGAAAUUUCUUUCUCCAAAGAACGGAUUUGGUCUUUGGUGUCUGCUUGUACAUUUUGGUGCUUUAUAUCAUUCGGAAACCAGGGCUGUUUAAUUAAUCUACCUAAGAAUUCCCUUUCCCUUUCCCUUUCAUUCUGACAAGUUGUUCCAGAACUC